UUCCUCCAUUAGAUGACAGCAGCGCACAUGGUGGCGGAGGAUCAGCCACUCCCGGCAGGCAGCCCAGCCCCCCUGCUCCCCCCUGCUCUUCCUGAAUGGCCGAUCACGCUGCCUGCGGUCCACGCCUCCCUGCCUCAUCCUCUGCUCUACCUCUUCAUCAAGAACUCGCUGCAGCCUCUCGGUACCUUAUUGCGCGGUGAUUGAAACUAGCUCGGUUUGUGCAGCGCCGCGUUUAAAGGAGCCCCCUGAAGACAAUCACCGCGCACACUUCAUCGCUCCAGUCUUUCUGACCCACCGGCUCCUUGAGUCUCACCUCUCUGCCUGCCUAGAACAUUGUGUCCUUUGUGGGGAAAAUGACUGCAAAGCACCGAAGAGGGAAGGGCAACCACAAACACGAAGAUAACUUUUUCAAAAACGAUGUUGUGGAGGCAGAAGUUCGCAAUGGAGUCAAUAAUUACGCGCUCCACUUGGUUUUAUUUCUGCUGAUUGUAAUUGGCGGUGCCACCGGCGCGUGGUUCUGUUUCCAGCAGCACCAAAGUUUAACCUACUUAACAGACAAUCUCAUGGGCAUGCAGAUGAAAAUAGUGAAGCUACAGUCCUCCCACGAAGAAUUGCGACAGUCAAGUAGAGAGCAGCAUGUGUCAGAGAGCCUGGAGACCCGCCUGAAUGCCCUGGAGGAUUCAUACGCACUAGCCAAGAAGCAGGUGGGCAUGGCCUUGGCCACAGCCGAACAGCUCAAGACGUCUGACCUUCCUGCUCAGGUGUUAUCGCUCCACACUGAGAUGAAAGCCCGCCUGGCAGAGAUGCAGCAGGCCACCGUGUCUCUGGACCAGCUGAGCCAGCUGCAGACCAUGCUGAAAGGGAAGAGCGAGGAGUUUGAGGGUGUCAGGAUUCAGGUGGAGGGCUUGGCCAUGCUGAGUGCCGAGCUAUCCCAGAAGGUUGAGGUGUUGACGGGGAGCAUGGGAGAAGCAGAAUCCAAGCUGGAGGAGAGAGCUGGACAGGUUGCCACGCUGAGCGCCACCCUGGACGGACAGGCGGCAGAGAUGCUCAGACUGAAGGAGCAGCUGGACGCUUACCAGGCUAAGCUUGAAGCCAGCACACAGGAGAUGGCGACAGUCAGAGCGUUGCUCGAGAGUGAACAGUCCCAGCAGGUCCAGCAGGCCAGUGUGGAGGAGCAGCUUAGUGCGGCGGUGGGACAGACAGAGGAAGAGACAGCUCCCGCAGCUGAAGAAGAGUCAGCUGCAGCAACUGAAGAAGAAGAGGCACUCCCUGCAGAUGCAGAACAAGAGGCACCCAACACAGAAGAAGAGGAAGAGGCAGAUGAGGGAGGAGAGACGAGUGAAGGAGAGGCAGCUGCACAGGAUGAAGCUCCUGUCGAGCAGGAGGCCGCUGUGACAGAUGAAACUGCUCCUGCAGAGGAGGCUGAGGCAGUAAAGGAGGAUCAGACAGAGCAAGAUGAGUCGGCUGCUCUAUCUGAAACGACAGACGAGGGGGUAGAAGGUGAAGAGGAGAACCAGGAAGCAGAUCAAGAGGAGAGCCACCAAGCGAAGGAGGUAGAAGCAGAUGCAGAGGAGAGCCACCAAGCAGAGGAGGUAGAAGCAGAUGCAGAGGAGGAGACAGCAGCAGAAGAAGAGGUGUUGUCUGAAGGAGAGACAGGACUAGGAGGGGAGGAAGUAUCGGAAGGAGAGGAAGAACAGCAGGAUGCAGCAGCUGAAGAGAAGGCAGAGGAGACACACGAAGCAGAGGAGCCUUUAGAAAAUAACGCUUUACCAGAGGAUGAAUAGUGCAUAUCACCAGAAAGGGAUUUUUUUUUCCACACCGGACAAAUCCGCCAAGGAGACUGAGAGCUUUCUCAGUCUAAAGUCACACUCUACAACACGAAAAAUACUGUAGGAAGGCGUUAUUGAUUGCUGUUGUUUAGGUGCAGUAUUCAUUAUGUGGUUGCUCUUUGAAAGGCAGAAGAAAUCGGUCACGCUGGAGUCGGAGCUGAAACCUGUACCUCAAAAUAUGACAUGGCUGUUAGUAAAUGAGUAAUUCAGGGUUUACCUGCCAAUAACAACCUGAGAAGCCUUAAACCAUAAAUCUCUCUUUCUACAGAGCUUUUUCCACUCUUCAAAACUUGCACUUUUUUGUUUGUUAGGUUCUGUACUAAACUGGAAAAGCCAAUGACAUUAACUGUUUAUCAAUGCACUUGAAGCCAUAAGUAACGCCUGUCGUGGUGACAUUAAAAUGUGUUUCUAUUUGUCA
This is a messenger RNA of Plectropomus leopardus (leopard coralgrouper), 2247 nucleotides long. RefSeq lists its product as uncharacterized. The record is from RefSeq and is a predicted model, not a curated record. Lineage: Eukaryota; Metazoa; Chordata; Actinopteri; Perciformes; Serranidae.